This is a messenger RNA of Hansenula ciferrii, 1746 nucleotides long. It is a transcript of the gene CAC2, whose product is annotated as Cac2p. Gene Ontology annotation, cellular component: CAF-1 complex; nucleus. Gene Ontology annotation, molecular function: protein binding. The transcript has 2 exons. The record is from RefSeq and is a predicted model, not a curated record. Lineage: Eukaryota; Fungi; Ascomycota; Saccharomycetes; Phaffomycetales; Wickerhamomycetaceae. The coding region runs from base 1 to 1746 and encodes 581 amino acids. Gene Ontology annotation, biological process: nucleosome assembly; DNA replication-dependent chromatin assembly.
AUGGAUGCGUCAAUAUUGAGUGUGCAUUGGCACGAGAACAGUGAGCCUAUUUAUAGUGUCAAUUUCCAACCACGAGUCGGUGAUGAUCAAGUUGAUAGAUUAGUUACAGGUGGUGGUGAUAAUAAUGUUAGACUUUGGAGGUUAAAUCAAAUUUCUGACGGAUACAAAGUUGAAUAUUUAUCCACUUUGGCCAAACAUACACAAGCUGUUAAUGCAGUUAGAUUUGAUCCUAAAGGACAAAUAUUAGCAACUGCAGGUGAUGAUGGUACUGUAUUACUUUGGACUUUAAGUGAAUCAAUUGUUAAAGAAUUUGGUCAAGAAUCAGAUGAAGAUAUUCAAGAAUCUUGGAUAUUAAGACAUGCUUGUAGAUCAAGUACUUCAGAAAUUUAUGAUAUUGCAUGGUCACCAGAUUCAAAAUAUUUAAUAACAGGAUCAACUGAUAACGUAUCAAGAAUUUAUGAUGCUUCAAAUGGUCAACAAGUUUGUCAAAUUGCAGAACAUAAUCAUUUUGUACAAGGUGUUGCAUGGGAUCCAUUAAAUCAAUAUAUUGCAACACAAUCGGCUGAUAGAUCUGUUCAUAUUUAUUCACUUACAAAUCCUUCAUCAAAAGAUCAAUCAUUAUCACCAACUGUUUUUUACAAAAUUUCAAGAACAGAAUUACCAACAAGAUCUACUACAAAUAAUUUAAGUUUAAUGGGACCUCCAACUCCUGUAAAAUCAUCAAAUGAAGAUGAUAACUCAACAAAUAACAGUUCAAAUAUAACGAAUUCUUCAAAUCUACCGAAAUCACAAUCAAGUGCUACAACUUCCGCAUCAGCUUCACCUUAUAUCAAAUCACCAAGUCCUUCAUCACCAUUACCAGCAGUUAUGACCCAGACAAAUCCAUUAUUAAAUUUUAAAAAUUUAAAAAAUUCAAUGCUUUAUCAUACAGAAAAUUUAGAAUCAUUUUUCAGAAGACUUUCAUUUUCACCUGAUGGUAAUUUUUUAUUCACACCAUCAGGAAUUUUUAAAAAUAAUUCACAAAAUGAUGAAGUUAAAGAAGAGUUAAUAAAUACUGUUUAUAUUUAUUCAAGAAAUGGAUUAAAUAAACCACCAAUUGCUCAUUUACCAGGUUUAACAAGACCAGCUUUAGCUAUAUCAUUUUCACCAAUUUUUUAUGAAUUAGAUGAACCUGAAAAGAAAGAAUCAAUUUUCAAAUUGCCUUAUAAAAUGAUUUAUGCUGUUGCAACUCAAGAUUCUGUGAUUAUAUAUGAUACACAACAUAUAAAACCAUUAGGAACUGUAUCAAAUAUUCAUUAUAGAACUUUAACAGAUUUGACAUGGUCUGCAAAUGGUGAAUAUUUAGUUGCAAGUGCAGCUGAUGGAUUUUGUUCAGUUAUUAAUUUUAAAUUUAAUUCUUUAGGUAAGAAAUUAAUUGUUGAUUAUAAGUCUUUAUUAAACAAUUCUAAAUCACAAGAUGUUAAAGUUGAUAAUAAAUCAACAUCUUCACCAUCAUCACAAAAUAAAAAAAGACAAACAAAUGAUGUGAAAGAGAUUACAGGUCUUGUUAAGAAGAAACAAAAAUCAAAUACAACAAAAGAGGUUAAACCAACACAAGAAUCUAAAAAGGAAGAUGGUCAAGAAGUGAUUGAUUUAUCCGAAUCAAAAGAACCAAAAUCUAUUAAAGAUCAAUUGAAAAGAGUUACACCAACUCUAGUGAAUGAUGAAGAUAAACAUAAAACAAAUGAAACACAUGUUAUAGAUUAA